Messenger RNA from Paramecium sonneborni, 1455 nucleotides. The record is from the annotation of a GenBank genome assembly. Lineage: Eukaryota; Ciliophora; Oligohymenophorea; Peniculida; Parameciidae.
AUGAAUCCUUUUACAUUAACUUUUAUUGAUAAAAAUUUGGAGAAAAAGUACAAAGAGAAUUAUUCAAUUGAAUUAAUUGAAGCUUUCAGAUAUACAAUCUCUUUGUUACCAAUAUCAAACAUUAUCUUGAGUAUUUAUUGGAUCUAAAGGAACGAAAUACUCAUAGGUGUUUUAUUAGUAACAAUAAGUCUAACAUAGACAAUAAUAUUUUACUAUGUAAAAAUGAAAUAAUAGUUUAUAUCCUUAUUUGGAUAUUUGAUUUCAACUCUAAGUUUAUUAGCUUCAUUUUAUCAUUUCAUUCCUUUGUAUUACCCUGACUUUUAUGAUCAUUAAUAUAAUUGGAUUUUCGAUAUUUCUUAAUUUCUUGCUUUGAAUUUCACUCUAGCUCCAAAUUUUUUAUUUAAUUAAGUCUUAUAGCUGAUAUUUUUAUUUUCACGAUUACUUAUGCGGAAUUACAAUGACUUUCACAUUGAGACAUUAAUAAUAACUCUAUACUUAAUACUAUUUUGGUAAAAGGAAUAUUAUAGAUAAAAGCAUAACAGAUAAUUAUUUUUAUUAAAUGAGCAGUAAAAAUCCUCUUUUUCUAUUUGGGAUGAUUUAGUAGAUGAUAAAAUUGUAUUAUUAACAUAUAAUCAUUACUGGGAGAAAAUAGAACUCUAAUAUGCAAAUAAAUCCAUGAAUGAAUACAUAAAAAUUGAAAAUAAAGAUUUUCUAUUAGAUUUGAAAGUGAUAAAUUAAAAAAUAACAUUGAAUUAAUAUCUUUUGGAGAGGGUUAGAGAGUAACCAAAUGAAUUCUAGAUAAUGGUUUUAAACACAAUAAAUAGGGAUAAAUUAAUAGUGAAUUGUGUUAUAAAGAAAUUUGUAGAAAUAAAAAUAACAUUAAAAUUUUCUGAGUGCUAAUCUUGUGUUAGCUAUUAGUAGAAUAAUAAUAAUAGUUACUUUAGAGUAUUGUAAAGAAUAAAGAAAACCGAUAAAGCAUAAUAUUACAAAGAGAAUCUAAGAAAUUUACUUUACAAUUCGUAUUAUGUUAAAGAAAAGUUAUUAGAAUAGAUAGAAGAAUUGAAGUAUUACAAAUUGAGAUUAUUUUUGGAUAAAAUUUUAAAUAAGGAUAAGAUUCGUAUUAAUUUUGAAAUAAAAUAAUUUUUUACAGUUCUUCCAUUAUUUUUCACAUUAAUUACUUGUUUAUAAAAAGUUUACAAGAUAACAGAUAUUUCUUUGAUAGAAUUGAAUGAAUAUAAUAUAUAAUUAAUCCUAUAGGGGAAUGAUAUCGAUGUUCCUAAACAUAGAUUUGAGGUUUGUAAGAAGAUUGUUAAUAAUAUACUUUUGUAGAUUGGAUAUAAUAAUAAUUGCACAUAUCAAAAGAAUUAUUGUAGAUUGAUUUUAGUAAAUUAAUCAGAUUUAAUGGAAUGGAGUCCAAAAAGUAAUCAAUUAGUAACAUUUAGUAAUUUAAUAUGA